AUGCCCCGCUACCAGAAACUUAUCAACGAGUGCGACAGCAAGCCGGCAGCAACUAUCGCCCAGCAGCAGCAGCAACAUCGCUAUCAGCAGCAGCAACACAAGUCGCCGAGCGUGGGCUAUCACCUGUAUUUGUACCGCCAGCAGCUUGCCCAGAAAAAUGUGGAGUACAUGAGGUUGUCCAAGGCCAAGUACUUCAUCACCGACACACUCCUGGCCAAAACGGUGCGGAAUUUGAAAGGCUGCAGUGUCGACGAACUAAAGACCGUUAAUCACCAGAUCGUCUUUCGGCACAAGCUGCGUCAUCAGAUCCAGCGACUUCGGAAACUCAAGAGCCUGGGGAUCAAAAAUGCCAACCCCAAAAUGGAGAGCACGGAACUGUAAGAAGAAAGGAUGAGCAGGAUCAGCAAGAGAAGCGGUUUCUGAAGCUAUGAUAUAAGCAUAGUUUCAGGGAAAACCACCAUUACCUAUUCAAUUUGUACAUCUCUUUGUAGUUUUGAUUUCGCUAAAUUAUCUAAGAAUUACAAAGCAUAUAUUAUCAUUAGCUUA
This is a messenger RNA of Drosophila subpulchrella, 546 nucleotides long. RefSeq lists its product as uncharacterized. NCBI's taxonomy places the organism in Eukaryota, Metazoa, Arthropoda, Insecta, Diptera, Drosophilidae. The transcript has a single exon. The coding region runs from base 1 to 381 and encodes 126 amino acids. The record is from RefSeq and is a predicted model, not a curated record.